AUGGCAUUUGAUGAGUUCUGGCCUUUUACAUAUCGCGGUCUGAAGGAGGUAAUCACUACCACCAAACCUGAUUUUAUCUUCUCCGACUUCCACGUUGAAGCGGCUCUGGAUGUCUGCAAUGAGUUUCGGCUCCCCCAUGCAGUCAUGUGGCCUCAGAUGCCAUGGUUGAUGAUGCCUCAGAAGUACAUUCCGGGUCAACCUGGUAUGCAGCAAAUAUGCUUGACCAGCGAGCAUGCAAGCAUUUAUGAUAGGUUGUUUGAAAUGACCUUUUUGCUUCGCUCGGCGCCAUUCUUUCUUCAUUGGAUCUUUUGGACCAAGGCCAUGCGGAGAAAGGAAGGGGUUGCGCCUCGGCCUAAACUUUCCAAGCCGGACUAUCUUGUGUUUCUGAACAACUUUUAUGGCAUGGAAACACCACGAGACACUCCACCUUUGGUUCAUCCUGUAGGCCCCAUCUUGGCGGACUCAUAUUCUGCCCUUGAUGGAGACAUCAAGUCCUUUCUAGAGGAACAUCAAAGUAUCGCUUUAGUUGCGUUUGGUACACAUGUUAUUCUGGACGACGCAAAAAUCUUCAAGAUCAUCAACGGUCUCGCUGGUGCCAUUUCUUUCGGCUUGAUCGACGGUGUCGUCUGGGCACUAAGUGCUAGAAGUCGUGGUCGACUCGAUACCAGUAUUCGAGUCCCAUCAUCUCACCUAUCUCACUUGACCAUUGAUCAACUAUUCAAGAAUCAGGACCAAGCGUGGCACUUUGCUACCUGGGUACCGCAGCGUUCGGUCCUCGAACAUGAUUCUACAGUUAUAUUCGUCACACACGCUGGACCUUCAUCUGUCAAUGAAUCUAUCUUUCAUGGUGUCCCUAUGGUUGCAAUGGGGAUAUUUGGUGAUCAGAUGGUCACCACACUGAGACUGGAACGAUCUGGCGUUGCAGUCCGUCUUGACAAAGAAAAUUUCGAUGUAUCUUCCCUGAUGUCAGCUAUCAGAACCAUACUCUUGUUUGACAAAGAGUCUUUCCAGAGAAACGUCAAGCGUAUGCAUAAAAUUGCCAUAGUCGGAUCGCGGAAGAAGCACUUUGCUGCCAAUCUAAUUGAGGAGCAUUUAUAUGAUUGGGAUGGUAGAUUCGAAAAGUCUCUUCUCAAUCUUGGAGCAUCCGCGAACAGUGAAAAGGAGUCUUUGCAGGCUUUAAACCCAAGAUACGUGUAUCCACGAGGCAACGAGUUGCGUCCAAUGCAUCUUCAGACACCUGACGUGCGUAUGUCUUGGAUCAAGCUCAACAACAUCGAUAUUACGCUUUUUCUUUUUCUUCUGUUGGGGUUCAUUGCAUGGACCACUCGGUUAGCUGUUAAUAUGGCACUACUAUGA
Molecule: messenger RNA, 1356 nt
Organism: Fusarium proliferatum ET1
Lineage: Eukaryota; Fungi; Ascomycota; Sordariomycetes; Hypocreales; Nectriaceae
Exons: 1
Coding region: 1-1356 (451 amino acids)
Molecular function (GO): UDP-glycosyltransferase activity
Source: RefSeq, a predicted model, not a curated record